CUUUGCUCGACUGUAGUAUAGGCGCUCGUCCGGACUCGAAAACAAUGGCCACCAAUACUACUUGUGCGCCCGUCGAUGCUGACAUUGCUGCACUGUUGGGUCCGCCGCUCAUCGGUUCCUUCGUCGGGUGGGGACUGUUUGGGAUCUCCGUCAUGCAGACGUAUUUUUAUUAUCUGUCUUUCCCCGAAGACCCAAGCCUGCUCAAAACAUAUGUAUACGGCAUGUUCACCCUCGAGCUGUUCCACACCAUCAUCAUCUCUGUUGGGACAUGGGACUCUGUGAUCCAAGGCUGGGGUAACUUGGAGUUCAUCAUCUUCGGCGGAUGGACGUAUGCGUCCAUUCCUGUGAUUUCUGGAAUCGCGGGAGCGUUCGCGCAAGCGUUUUUCGCUUGGAGGAUCUACGUCCUCGGGCGGAGGAGUCGGACAUGGCUGGUGGUUGUCGCAUCGAUCAUGGUGCUCUCGGUCACGCAGAUGUCAGGAGGUAUCGCUGCAGGCGUCGUGCUGGCACAACGCAACGAUCAGGUAUCGGAGAAGGAGAGGCUGAUAUUGGCGAACCUAUGGCUUGCGGGGAGUGCGGCGUGCGAUAUUCUGAUCGCGUUAUCUCUCACCUUCCUCCUAUGGCGCGCACGUCAAAAGUCCAGAGAAGCGGGCGUCGUCGCAAGCCGGAGCGAUGUCAUCCUGACACGGCUGAUCACCAUGACCGCAGAGACUGGUGCGACUACGGCGAUCAUCCAGGUGGUCGACCUGAUCCUCUUCUUGGCCUUUCCUGAUGCGAACUAUCACGAAGCGACUGCGUACAUCCUGAGCAAGCUUUAUUACAACUCCCUCAUAGCCUCCCUCAACUCCCGAGCCUCGAUCUUCCGCCCAGAGCCGAGCGCCUAUUCCACUGUCUCAGGGAUGGUCUACACCCAACAGAGUUCGAGCCAAAACGGCAUGCGGGUUCGUAGAGCCACCGGACAGUCAGGCGUUCCGGGGCCUGUCGUUCAUGUUACGACGUAUACUGAGGAUGAUCGCUCUAGGAUGGCGGACGACGGCGAUAGGAAGCGUGGGGUGAGUGGCUCGCCGUUCAGUGAUGUUGAUGGGUAGUGUUGACGAUACGGUGUAGGAGAUUUUUGACGAGGAGGGGUCGAUACCGAUGAAUAAGCUUGGGGCAUAGGAUUCGGAUGGCUCUCAUUUUUGUGUGUAGGAUCAGGGUUUUUAUUACUUUCUUCUUCUUCUCUCUUGUUGUUGUUGUUGUUGUACGACGGACUAAAUUAUACGGUGCCACCUCUGCUUCAUUAUCCACGGCUCCUCGACGCCUCCAUUUGUCAUUACUUUCGUAUGUAUAACAUACACGCCCUUCACACGCGAAACCCGAGAUCCUAUACGUCUGCGAUCAUUUACAUCCUGCAUAUGUACGCCGAUCGAUUAUGGGCGAAUCGAUGCUUGAUAUUCAC
Stereum hirsutum FP-91666 SS1 is the source of this 1435-nucleotide messenger RNA. RefSeq lists its product as uncharacterized. The record is from RefSeq and is a predicted model, not a curated record. The coding region runs from base 45 to 1085 and encodes 346 amino acids. Lineage: Eukaryota; Fungi; Basidiomycota; Agaricomycetes; Russulales; Stereaceae. The transcript is spliced from 11 exons.